Molecule: messenger RNA, 2009 nt
Organism: Selaginella moellendorffii
Lineage: Eukaryota; Viridiplantae; Streptophyta; Lycopodiopsida; Selaginellales; Selaginellaceae
Product: aminomethyltransferase, mitochondrial
Exons: 5
Coding region: 239-1468 (409 amino acids)
Biological process (GO): glycine decarboxylation via glycine cleavage system
Cellular component (GO): mitochondrion
Molecular function (GO): aminomethyltransferase activity; protein binding
Source: RefSeq, a predicted model, not a curated record
AAUGGCAUUACCGUCGACAAGACAGCAGCAAACAGGGUGGUAAACUGGUCCUAUCAAGCCUUGGAAAGGGUCUUAUAAGCUGAUAAAGAUGGGGGCUGGCUCGUGGAUAGGUUUCGCGAUAUGUGGACCUCGUGAUUGAGUGGCGGAAGCUAUAGCAGGGACGGCUUUAGUUUAUUAGUAGCAGGAACAGAGGUUUAGAACUCGGGCUAGGGAUUUCUUUGGAGGCAGGAGAAAGAGGAUGAGGAAGCUAGUAGCGGAGAAGUUGGGUCGACUGGUGAGCAAUGCGGGAGGACAGAUUCGUCGUGGGUUUGCAAGCGCAGCGCCUCUUGCCAGUGAGUCUCCUCCGCUAAAGAAGACGGUGCUGUAUGAUUUUCACGUGGAGAACGGGGCAAAGAUGGUGCCUUUUGCUGGAUGGAGCAUGCCGCUGCUGUACAAGGACACCAUCCUCAACUCGACGCUCAAUUGUCGCCAGAAUGGUAGCCUUUUCGACGUGUCUCAUAUGUGUGGCCUCACCCUCAAAGGCAAGGACGCGAUUCCUUUCCUCGAGACGCUGGUCGUGGGUGAUAUCGCGGGUCUGUCAGACGGCUCGUGUACUCUCUCGGCGUUCACCAACGAGAAGGGAGGAACCAUCGACGACACUGUGAUAACCAAAGUGAAAGAUGGUCACGUCUACCUGGUGGUAAAUGCGGGUUGCCGAGACAAGGAUCUGGCUCACAUUGGCAAGCACCUGGAAGCGUACAAGUCCAAAGGCAAGGACGUGAGCUCUCACGUUCACGAUGAGCGCUCUCUGCUCGCUUUGCAAGGCCCGCUGGCUGCGUCUACACUACAGCAUCUGGUGAAGGAGGAUUUGAGCAAAGUCUACUUUGGAAACUUCAGGAUCCUCUCUGUCAAUGGUGCCGAAUGCUUCAUCACUAGAACCGGGUACACUGGAGAGGAUGGGUUUGAGAUCUCUGUUCCGUCGGAGCAUGGUGUGGAGCUGGCGAAGGCACUUCUGGAGAAGUCGGAGGGGAAGAUCCUUCUCACUGGUUUAGGAGCAAGGGACAGCUUGAGACUGGAAGCCGGCUUGUGCCUUUAUGGACAUGAUAUGGACGACAACACGUCGGUUGUGGAAGCUGGAGUCGCCUGGACGAUUGGAAAGAGAAGACGUGCCGAAGGUGGCUUUCUAGGGGCCGACGUGAUACUCAAGCAGCUCAAGGAAGGCGUUUCCAGGAAGAGAGUGGGAAUGAUAUCCGAAGGAGCUCCAGCUCGCGCUCACUGCCCGAUCUACAACGCAAGUGACGAGGUGAUUGGCGAGGUGACGAGCGGUGGCUUUAGUCCCUGCCUCAAGAAGAACAUUGCAAUGGGGUAUGUGUCGACUGGGAAUCACAAGGAGGGCACGCCUAUCUCGGUGGCUGUUCGAGACAAGAAGAACGCGGGAGUUAUCACCAAGAUGCCUUUCGUCCCCGCAAAGUACCACAAGAAGCCAUGAUCGAGAAACUGCCAAGCAAAACCUCGACACGCCCCUAUUCUUCUGCUACACGAGGGCAAUGUAUGGAGGUCCUAAAGAACAUGGACGUCCCUUGAGGUUCUAAAUCUUAAUUGGAAUUAUGACUUCUGGAUCAACAAUCUCUCUUUCGUUGUCAACGGUUGCAACGUGUUCCAGUGUAUUGUCUUGUUUGUUCCAGGUACCUUGCCUGAGAAUCUUGGCAUUUCCGGUGGCUGCGAUAUUCGAAGAGACAAUGUGCAUGCAAAAUAUUAUAGCAGCGAAGUUGUACAGCAGAUUGCCGAGAUGAAAGAAAUCCCAGCUAGUUUCUUGCAAGAGAUUGAAAAGGCCGUCCAGAAUGAAUCUGACGAGAGCAUUUCCGUUAUUGGUAAUCAACCACGGCGUCUUCAGGCAUUCUGCCAUUUUAGACCACCGGUGCUCUCAUGGGAUACAGACGCUACGGCACGUCCUCUCAUUCGGUCCUGGACUGGGUGGACAUUCUCGAUAUGACCGUUCAAGAAAAGUUGAGACAUCCCAACUUUGUGUU